Molecule: messenger RNA, 471 nt
Organism: Dibothriocephalus latus
Lineage: Eukaryota; Metazoa; Platyhelminthes; Cestoda; Diphyllobothriidea; Diphyllobothriidae
Source: the annotation of a GenBank genome assembly
AUGUUCGAAGAGGAUCUGUUAAACCAUGCCAUGGUUAAUCCCGAAGUCCUUUACAGUUAUAUAAGACAGAGCACGCUGAACAAGGAUCCUAUUCCCCUACUGCGAACUAUCGUACUGCGUCGUAGCUGUCUUGAGGUGCCGGCCAGUGGACCACUGGUUACUUUCCUUUGCAGUCUCGGUUUCAAAAAGGACUUCGACUUUGUCGCUGAGGGACACAUUUUCAUUCGCGGUCGGGCGAAAGUGCUGGUGUACUCGGUGAAUCAGGUGGAACAAUACAGCCACCAUGAGAGCGGUUCGCCCCUGCCAAAGAGCUGGCGCAACCUCCUGCCUCGCAGCUACAUGGUUGAAGUCAGUGCCGUUGGCAGUCCUGCAGAUGACACCCUUGCAAAGGAAGUUGCCGGUCUGAUGGAGCUCCUCUGUCCCCUUGUUGUCCCUGGCCGGGUGGACCAUGCUCGUCUCGUGUGUCGAUGA